ACCGAACAUCGUGAGCCGGCGUCGAUUGUAAAACAAAUCCGCGAAGCGUUCGCUGAUUGAGCGAUUGAGCCAAUUUAGCGUUAAUUAAGUUCUGUCGGAGAAACAAACGGACUGCUUGCAUUUGCUUGCCUCGAACCGAUUGCCUGCAUUGAAUGGAUGCUAAUUGGCAGAUAGGACGUGAGCAGAUCCGUGCAGAAUCAUCAUCCUUUGAUUUUUCAUGGUGUAAAUUGCGAUAUAGUUUGGGUAAUCGAAUUGUGUGUUAAAAUUAAGAUAUGCUUUUGGGACCAGUGCAACACUACUGAUUCCUAUAAAUUCAGUGAUAAAAUUCUCAAGUAUAAGGCAAUCUAAAUGAGAAAAGUUACGUCUUAGCAAGCUCAGCAGCUGUCCUUGGAUACCCCGAAAUAAUAACCAACCGCAGCAGUUAACUUUGUGUGCACUAGUGUGAGAGAUUUUCCUCGACAGAAAAUGUCAAAUUUCCUGCAGCUUCGACGCCCGACAACCUACAGCAGACUUCAACAGUCGAUCCCGAAACCUCCGCAGGCACUUCCCUCGCACGGUGCGCUUCCACAAUGGGAAAACCUCGGCAUAGACCAGAAAUUGUCCGCAAUGGGUUGUCCUAUUCAUCCGUCCGCCUUCAGCAGGGGUCGUCUGAGUCAGCCCAUUUGGACCAAGCCGCAAGACUAUGGGUUCGAUCUGACCGAUCCGUUAUGCCGCGACGUUUCCUACCGAUAUUUGAUACUGCACGAUAAGAAUUUGGCAGGAUUCUAUAAGGAUAAGCGCGUUAGAACGUUACUGAAAUACCACCGUCUCAUGAAUGAUCGGGGUGAAAUUAUAUGUUCACUCAUGGAGUUCAACAGAUUCAGGGCAUAUCUGUGGAAGUUGCACAAGCAUGAAAUUCGAAAGGAAUUCCAGAAGUUGGAUCGUAUUUGGUGGCAGGAGUACAACAACAAAAAAGCAGCACUACACAUCAAAAAAUACUAUGACUUUGAGAAUAAAAUUCGUCGGAAGCAAUGCAUUGCCAGAGAAUUGAAAGAAGCUAAAAAACGAAAAGCUAUCGAACAAAUUGCGAAAUAUCAUCACAGGUUGCAAAAAUUUUUAGAGUGUCGUGAGAAUAAAAAACAAUCCAAUCUGGUCGACGGCCAUCUCCGGGCAUUGAAGGUCCGCUACAAUCAUGCGUUGAUGAACGCUUCUAAAAAUUCUUAUCGUUUGAGACUGAAGAGGAGACUUCGCGAAAGAGACAACUAUCGUGCCCGUCGUCUGGCCAUCAUCAAGAAAAGGAUUCGUGAGGCUAAAAAAAUUAUGAGCAAGGAACGUCAUAAGAUGCUGUUUAUUGCGGCGCAAGAGACUGAAGCUCAGCGCCAAGAGAUGCUCAAAAACUUCACUGAGCAGACGCACAGAAACAUUAAGGAAAGAACAAUGAAAUACGCCCAGCAACAAGAGCGCUUCGAAAGGCAACUUACCCACAGAAAGGCACAGAAUUUAUCGAACAAAUAUGAGAAACGCUCGAAAUCUGCGCUUAUGAGAGCUAUGCUCAAAACGUGGAACAAUAUUCGCCUUCGACAGCCAGGGAUGGGCGAACAGCAGCUAUCUCUGUUAUCGGUGGAGAAUGCUGUCAACGCCGCGUACAACAUUCAUGCAACCAUCAGCCCCACCAUGAGCAGUACCCAGGUAAUAGACACGGCCCGACAAUUGCUCAACGACAUGGUGCACAUGCCUUCGGAGCAGCUGCCUUUGGACGAGCAGACAGUCAAGUAUACGAGCAAAGCGUUGCUAGAGAUAGUGGAACAGAUCAAGAAAGUUGUGAUCGUUGCAGGAUGCAGCAUGAUCGAACAGGUUGCGGUGAAAAUGCGCAAACAAAUGAAACAGGACGAUAGCCAGCGGCGUCCAUCGUUGUGCGGUCCGUGGACCAGGAGACGUUCCUCGGGGCAAAGUCGCACGGAAAGCGAACGCCACCGGGUAUCGAUCGGAGAUAUUCAAGUCGUUGACGAGAUUCAAACCGACCAAGAGCAUUUCAAGAAAACCCGUAACCGACCGCCAACGCCGGUAACCUCAGUCACGUCUCUUGUUCACCAUCUGGUAGAUUCCGAUGAUGACUCAUCGGAAGUGUUCGAGCAGCUGGAAAUUCCAUCCGCCAUUACGGCUCGUAUCGAGAGACGCGCCACGGAAGAGGAUCAUCCGUUGAUUCAUCUUACCCACAGACAGAGACGCUUCCUGGAAACGAAUUUAAUGAAACUGAAGGCGAUCGUUCAUCAGAAUAUGGAAACACGCACACUGGCGGCAUUUGAUGUGAUGCAGCUGAAGAUAAUCCGUCGUAAGUUACAGCGUCCGAUACAGAAGAAGGAGGAUCUGGCUAUGGAAACGGCGCGGGUUAUCUUAGUGUUUCCCAAGGAAGAUCAAAAAUACGCAAGCCUUUUGCUGGACAUAAUUAAUAUGCUUGCUUGGGAAGCAUGCGAUGAACUAGAAAACAUCAUAAAUAAGCCAUGAAAUUAUUCAAUUAUACGAUUUUUAACUGAGUAAUGUGGGUUUUGGUGAUGUUCCAUGAAAUUUUUAA
Toxorhynchites rutilus septentrionalis is the source of this 2551-nucleotide messenger RNA. RefSeq lists its product as uncharacterized. Bases 466 to 2484 code for a protein of 672 amino acids. The record is from RefSeq and is a predicted model, not a curated record. Lineage: Eukaryota; Metazoa; Arthropoda; Insecta; Diptera; Culicidae. The transcript has 6 exons.